CAACGGUAUUAUAUUUUGGUAACAGAUCAAAGUUCCAUACAUGUCUCUGAAGAAAAGAUCUUGCUCGAGGCUUAGUCUCACCGAUUUGAUGGAGAAGUGGAGGAAAUGCAAGAAAGGACACUUUGCAGUGUACACCAGGGAAGGCAGGAGGUUCGUUUUGCCGUUGAAUUAUCUGAAACAUCCAAUCUUUCAGGUCUUGUUGGAGAUGGCAGAGGAAGAGUUUGGUUCCACCAUUUGUGGCCCUUUACAGGUACCUUGCGAUGGAGGUUUGAUGGAUCACAUC
Molecule: messenger RNA, 283 nt
Organism: Camelina sativa (false flax)
Lineage: Eukaryota; Viridiplantae; Streptophyta; Magnoliopsida; Brassicales; Brassicaceae
Source: RefSeq, a predicted model, not a curated record